CCUCACGCGUCCGCCAGUCCGUGUGCGGUUUAAAUACCGACCAGCCCCGCCCGCUUGUCACUGCCGCAGCAGCCUAUUCUACACAGCCUUACGCGAAGGAUCCGUGUCGAAGACAUUCCAUCUGUGUACUUUUCCACUUCAAGUCCAAGGCUAUUGUGAGAAUAUGUCUACCAAGGAGAAGCUGAUCAAACAUGUUAUGGAAGGUGAGCCCGUGGGCUCCAGGAAUAAGGUGACCGUGGUGGGUGUUGGCAUGGUGGGCAUGGCCUCCGCCGUCAGCAUCCUCCUGAAGGACCUGUGCGAUGAGCUGGCCCUGGUUGAUGUGAUGGAGGACAAGCUGAAGGGUGAGGUCAUGGACCUGCAGCACGGAAGCCUCUUCCUGAAGACACACAGGAUUGUGGGAGACAAAGAUUACAGUGUGACAGCCGGAUCCAAGGUGGUCGUGGUCACCGCGGGAGCUCGCCAGCAGGAGGGCGAGAGCCGUCUGAACCUGGUGCAGAGGAACGUCAACAUCUUCAAGUUCAUCAUCCCCAACAUCGUCAAGUACAGCCCCAACUGCAUCAUGCUGGUCGUCUCCAACCCCGUGGACAUUCUAACCUACGUGGCCUGGAAGCUGAGUGGGCUGCCCAAACACCGUGUGAUCGGCAGCGGCACCAACCUGGACUCUGCCCGCUUCCGUCACCUGAUGGCCGAGAAGCUGAAGAUCAGCCCCACCAGCGUUCAUGGCUGGAUCGUUGGAGAGCAUGGUGACUCCAGUGUGGCUGUGUGGAGUGGGGUGAACGUGGCAGGCGUGUCCCUCCAGGGCCUGAACCCCGACAUGGGCACAGACAAGGACAAGGAAGACUGGAAGAGCGUCCACAAGAUGGUGGUUGACAGUGCCUAUGAAGUCAUCAAACUGAAGGGCUACACUUCCUGGGCCAUUGGCAUGUCUGUGGCUGACUUGGUGGAAUCAAUCCUCAAGAACCUGCACAAGGUGCACCCAGUCUCCACCUUGGUCAAGGGCAUGCAUGGUGUGAAGGAGGACGUCUUCCUGAGCGUUCCCUGCGUGUUGGGCAACAGCGGCCUGACAGACGUGGUCCACAUGACCCUGAAGAAGAGCGAGGAGGAGCAGGUGGUCAAGAGUGCCGAGACCCUAUGGGGUGUGCAGAAGGAGCUCACCCUUUGAAAAUCCGCGCUCUGAGCUGGAAUCGUGCCCACUGAUUGGCUGCCCCGCUGCCCCCCGACCUCCUUUACAACCCAGAUUCCAUCUCAGCAGUGACUCCCAAUUCAUCCCUUUACCUACAGCCACUCCUACACCCCCUUUUAAUUCUCCCAGUAUAACCAAUCCAUAUCCAACACUCCGUUCAGAUCUUACGCCCCCUCCCCUCCCUUUAUCUCAAAACAUCUUGGACUGGUAGACCGUAACCUCCUCACGUUAGCUGCAGAGGAGGUCCUUUCUGCCGUCUUCGCAAACGAUCAUAGGGCCUUUGUACUGUACUGUGUAUGUAUAAGUGUGUGUUUGUAUAUCACCUGUGCGUCGGUGCAUCUUGUCUUCCUCACACUCCAGCCUCUGUGGUUUAGAAAGGGUUACAAGGGAUGCCUUGUGGAGGUUGUGAGCUGGAGAGAAUAGCCAGUAUUGCACCUCUGUGGGUUUCCCUACUGUUUGUUUCUUUGAGCUCGGCAAUCAUUCCGUACCAUUUUAACCCCAAGGCUGAAAUGCUCUAAUGUUCUCUGCGAUCAUCCCUGAGGCAUUAGAGCAGUUACCUCUACGCAGACACUCCCUACUGCAUCCACCAUCGUCAUCAUCGGCUCUACAAUGGCUUGAAGUACACACAGAUGUACUGUAAACUAACCACAAGUGCACUGAUAUAAGACUUAAUAUGAAGGUCUGACUUUUCAAAAGCCAUCAUAUUCACAGCAGAGCUGUUGAAAAGCCUGGGAAAUUUGCUGUAAUUUAAAUACAAAAUCAUUCAAGUACAACCAGGUAAAACUACAUCUUACACAUCAGGGGUACUUUGUUAGAGCUCACUUCAAGUAUGCACUGUGUUAAAUAUGGAAAAAAAAUGUACAUGCUGUCUUUAGAAAUUUGUAUAUCUGUGUACCUUACGUGUUUGGCUGGAAAUUGUCUUGUUUGUUUGAGAAAAGAAGAGGUUCAGAUCAGUCCGCAGGAUAGAAUACUGUAGCUCUAACUGACCGCACACUUAGGGCCAUGUUGGCGAUGGCUGUCUGGAGAACCUGUGUCAGUAUCCUUCUCCUGCAUCUGUGGCCAGUUCGAUCCGCCUUGUUUUUAAUCUGACACCAAAUAAAUUUCCAGUGUAACAACUUAA
This is a messenger RNA of Alosa sapidissima (American shad), 2303 nucleotides long. RefSeq names its product lactate dehydrogenase A4 (gene ldha). The record is from RefSeq and is a predicted model, not a curated record. Bases 164 to 1162 code for a protein of 332 amino acids. NCBI's taxonomy places the organism in Eukaryota, Metazoa, Chordata, Actinopteri, Clupeiformes, Clupeidae. Gene Ontology annotation, cellular component: cytoplasm. Gene Ontology annotation, biological process: carboxylic acid metabolic process. The transcript has 8 exons. Gene Ontology annotation, molecular function: L-lactate dehydrogenase (NAD+) activity.